AUGGGUUUUAUUUGCAGAGGAUGUGAUAGCGAGGGUGUGGUCUACGAAUACAGCUAUCACAAUGUGGUCCCUACAGCAACUAUAAUGGAACAUACGGUCCAGGAAUACUCUGUGUAUGACAACUGGGUCCCAACAUCAUCCGGCAAUACUCUUACAAAAUUAAUAUCUCGGAAUUUGACCUUCACAUCAUCAAAAAAUAAGAACGAGACCCCUGGAUCAUCCUGCUCUGGUUGUCUGGUCCCGGCACUUCUCACAGCAUUGCUGUCGACCUGUGCUAUUCUACAGUUAGUGCUAAUAAUUCUCCGAGCAUCAGGGACAACAAGAGAGGUGAAAAUAGAUGACUACGUCCCUGAUAACAGAUCCCAAUGGCACGUGCCAAAGGAAGAACUGAUAACAGACCCACCAAGGAACAGAAGACAACAAGUCAGCCAGUGUGCCCGAUUCUACAUCCAGAGAAAUCAGACUCAACAAGGACGGUCUUCGGGAUGUCCACCUUUUUGGAUCGGCAUCAAUGAUAAAUGUUAUUUCUUCUCCGAGGAGAAGAAGCCCCGUACAGACGGCGAUGAAGAUUGUACAAACCGCAACUCCAGACUGGCCCAGGUGAAGGAGGAGACCUUACAGGCACUGGUGACCCUGACAGGACAGGCGUUUUGGGUCGGAAUAACUUUAUAUAACAGCUAUGGAGGCGUGUGGACCGGGGGAUGGGCUGAUGGCAGCAUGGUGAAUGUCACGGAAGGGAUUGGAACCUGCGCCAAGCUUGGACCUCGCCUGAUGUUGGAGAACUGUUACAUCCCUCUGCGCUGGAUCUGUGAGAGAGACGCCGUGUGACCGCAUUGAUGUAUGGAAGUCUAAUGACUCUGGGGAUCCUUUAUCACCCCCUGCUUUAUUUUUCCUCCCUUUUUCUC
Messenger RNA from Rana temporaria (common frog), 905 nucleotides. Its product is annotated as C-type lectin domain family 12 member B-like. Lineage: Eukaryota; Metazoa; Chordata; Amphibia; Anura; Ranidae. The coding region runs from base 1 to 828 and encodes 275 amino acids. The record is from RefSeq and is a predicted model, not a curated record. The transcript has 6 exons.